AUCUGUUCGCGCGCCUCCUAAUUAAAACAAGCUGACCCUCAGUCUGGUCGAUCGUCACUCGGGCCACCUCCCCCCUCCUCCACUUGUUCUGUUCGCCUUCAUAAACAUGGCUUUUCUCCCUUGACCUCUUCUUGCUUUUCCCUCCCGUCUUCCUUGCCCCUCACCGGUUGCGGAUAUCAAAUCUGCCCCCCCCCCUCUCCCCGCGCACAUCAACCCGGUCGCGGAUUUCUCAUUACACCGCUGCAGGUCGCAGCUCAGCUUUUGAACGUUUAAUCGACGUAUCUGCUAUCUGUGCAAACCAUUCAAAAGCCGAUCAUCAUGGUCGAAUUAAUUCCUCCGCUUGAACCUCGCCUUCUGCUCCCGCCUUUGCUCGCCUGUCUUCCCACGGCUUUCGUCUCUCCCCAACCUCCCCCUGCUCUGCUACCGCUCUUGUCUCCGAUUAUCCGCCAGCGUGUCAAAAUCUUGACAACCGCCUCCGCUUCGCCCACUGACUCAUGGCUUCGGUUGCUCUGCUGGGAUUCUGCAUCAGCCGAGCGCCUGCAGUCGCUGGUAGACGGAGCUAGCUUUGAGCCCCACCCCGUUUCAGGAGAGAUUGACCUUCCCGACGAUAUCCCCGUGCGGUACAAGAGAGUGGACGAGGAGACCCUACAGUCGCGGAUUCUCUUAUCGGAGUAUAGCCUGAAAGUAAUCUACGUCUGGUGUCCUGACGACCAGGAAGGCGGAGGACCUGCAUGGCGCGUGGCGGAGGUUUUGCCGCAGGAUAGCAGUGUUGGGGAGAACGGAGUCUGGUCGAUUUCGAUCGGGGAAGCGAACGCCAACCACAGGGAGCAGGUGACGGGGUCGGGAACAGCAGGAAACAAUGAUCAAGCAACCAAAGUGCCGAAACAAGGCAAUGGCAAGGAGGCACAAGAGGAGGAUGACGACGAUGAUUACUGGGCCCAAUAUGACGCGACUCCCGGACGGACACCCGCGGUGAAGACACCGGCUCCCAACUCUGUUUCAUCUUUGCAACAGUCUGACGCAGACUAUUAUUCUCAGUAUGACGAUGUGCAGCCAGCGAUGGAUAACCAUGACCCCGAGGAAGAGCAACCCGAGAUCGGGCCCUCUUCACUUAAUGGCGAUAUGCUGGCUCGGCUCUUGCAGCGGCAGGUCAAUGGCUCGAAUGGCGAGCCAUCUGCACAAGCGACCGAUCCCUCAUCAGGUGCGGUCACAAAUGGAGACUACGCCAUGCCGCUGAAUCAUCCUCGACCUUCAUCCAUUUCAUCUGGCAGCUCUGAUCCAGUGGCCAAGCUCGAACAAGAGGCAGAGAACCAGUCUACCUAUGAAGUUGGGGUAAAGCAGCACAUCAGCUCAAAUAUCAAAAGUUUGUUCCGACUGGCAAAGGCGACCGGCCUCUCUCGCAGCGAUUUCCAGAGUCUCGUCAAAACUGAACUGGAGUUGCUCGACGUAUCAGAUGACGAAUGAUCGCUCUUCUCUGUCCAUCUUCUCGAAUUCCCCCCUUUUGACUGCAAUUUUCCGGUUUGCGGUACAUCUGGUCUUGAAAUUGUACAUACAUACUAUACUCACCGCAUGGGGUCAUGCUUCAGCGUGAAGGGCGCAAUUGUUGUUCGCAUAUGCAUUGGAUAUCCCUGGGGUGCAUGUGCUUUGGUUGUCUACAUUAUUUCGAAUCUCUUCUGGUUUACUUAGUACAAUAAAUGAGCAAAAAACAAAGAUAACCUUAAA
Messenger RNA from Aspergillus homomorphus CBS 101889, 1722 nucleotides. RefSeq lists its product as uncharacterized. The coding region runs from base 319 to 1464 and encodes 381 amino acids. The record is from RefSeq and is a predicted model, not a curated record. The transcript has a single exon. Lineage: Eukaryota; Fungi; Ascomycota; Eurotiomycetes; Eurotiales; Aspergillaceae.